Messenger RNA from Caenorhabditis remanei, 549 nucleotides. RefSeq lists its product as uncharacterized. The transcript is spliced from 2 exons. The record is from RefSeq and is a predicted model, not a curated record. Bases 1 to 549 code for a protein of 182 amino acids. Lineage: Eukaryota; Metazoa; Nematoda; Chromadorea; Rhabditida; Rhabditidae.
AUGAUGGAAGUUGCCUCCUCCUCAUCUGCAUGUCAAUUCGACGCCAGUAAUCUCAUCAAUAAUAACAAUAACGACGUGAAGCCAAUCCGCCCAAAACGUGAUUUCCGUUUCAAAGUCAUCGAGGUUCAGAACGGUCCAAAAUGGUUUGUGUGGCCAAGCCGUAAUCGUGGAAGCUCUGAAGACGUUGAUGAGAACGACAAUAAGAAAGUGUCACAACCACAGAAUAACGGAUACGGAGCACUGAGACGUAGUGUUAUCCGUCAGUCGAAGAGGAAACAAGAUCAAGAUGCCAUCGCCACUCGUACAGCCUCAGAACCAGCCUCCGCUCGUCGUCUUUCCACGAAAAAGGAGAAAGCAGUGACAGAACCACUGAAUCAAGUCUCCUCAAUGUUCAAAAUCAUCUCGAUCGAAAAGAACUGGGAAAGCUUUGACGCCACGGAUAACGAAGAUAACGACGAUGAUCUUGAAGACGGAGCCCGCACCGUCUCAGUCAUCUCACUCACCUCAGUCAUCGAAGGUGGUGAGCGUAGAUGGACCACUUCCAUCUAG